UUCCAUUCUUUUUCAGCUGUUGAGUGCCUGUACAGUCGCCAAUGCACGGAUUUUUUUUUUCUUCGUGAACCUCUAAUACUGAUGGAUUAUUUAGGGUUUGUGGUUUCGUAAAUGGAAUCAAAUCCUCAGUUUAAAUUUGGAGAAAAUAAUAAGAACGGGUUAGUGCUCUUCUUUGAAAAGGGACUUAAAUUAAGUGCAUUGUACAUUUAUAUGCCCCAACUAGAAUGUCAAAGUUUUACAUGUUUCAAAUUCAAGUAGCAUGGUUGCUCAUGAAAAAGAAAAAAAAGGUUAUUUUACAUGAUUCAAAUUCAACUCGCAUGGUUUCUCAUGAAAGGAAAAAAGUUAUUUUACAUGAUUCAAAUUCAAGCGGCAUGUCACAUCCCAUUCGAGUUCUAAUGAAGUCUCUGUUCAAACGUCCCCCUCGCAACCGUCUCGCCGCCACUCGCCGGAGCAGUCGCCCCGUCCACACACAGCCGCCCCCGCACCCUUCCCUCGCCAUCUUCUCCCGCCUCUGCGUCGAGGGGCCGUUCCCCGCCGCGCUCGCGCUGCUCCCUGACCUCGCCGCGGCAGGCCUCCGUGCGGACCCCGUCUCCCUCACCCGCCUCGUCAAGCUCUGCGUGCGCCACGGCACGGCAGGCGACGGCCGGCUCAUCCACCGCCACGUCGAGGCCCACGGACAGCUGUCUCACUACAGCGGUGGCGCCGGCGGCGGCAUCUUCGUCUCCAACUCGCUCGUCUCGAUGUACGCCAAGUUCGGCCUGCUCGACGACGCGCUCAGGCUGUUCGACAGAAUGCCGGAGAGGAACGUCGUCACCUGGACGACUGUCGUCGCGGCGCUGGCAAACGCAGACGGGAGGAAGGAGGAGGCACUCAGGUUCCUGGUGGCCAUGUGGAGGGACGGGGUGGCGCCCAACGCUUACACGUUCUCGAGUGUCCUGGGUGCGUGUGGCACGCCGGGGGUGCUUGCGGCCUUGCACGCGAGCACGGUCAAGGUAGGGUUGGACUCGGAUGUGUUCGUGCGGAGCUCAUUGAUCGACGCGUACAUGAAGCUUGGGGAUUUGGACGGUGGGCGGCGUGUGUUUGACGAGAUGGUGACCAGAGAUUUGGUCGUUUGGAAUUCAAUAAUUGCGGGUUUCGCACAGAGUGGAGAUGGGGUUGGGGCGAUAGAGCUGUUCAUGAGGAUGAAGGAUGCUGGGUUCUCAGCUAACCAGGGUACCUUGACGAGCGUCCUGCGGGCGUGUACCGGGAUGGUCAUGCUUGAAGCGGGGAGGCAGGUUCAUGCUCAUGUGCUCAAGUAUGAGAGGGACUUGAUCCUUCACAAUGCGCUUCUAGACAUGUACUGCAAGUGCGGGAGCUUGGAGGAUGCAGAGGCCUUGUUCCACAGGAUGCCACAGAGGGAUGUAAUCUCAUGGAGCACCAUGAUAUCUGGUUUGGCGCAGAACGGGAAAAGCGCUGAGGCAUUGAGGGUUUUUGAUUUGAUGAAAUCUGAAGGAGUGGCACCAAACCGCAUAACGAUGGUUGGAGUACUCUUUGCCUGCAGCCAUGCUGGUCUAGUGGAAGAUGGCUGGUACUACUUUAGGUCCAUGAAGAAGCUCUUUGGCAUUCAACCUGAGAGAGAACACCACAACUGCAUGGUUGAUCUCCUUGGUCGAGCCGGGAAGCUCGAUGAGGCUGUGGAAUUCAUCCGUGAUAUGAACCUUGAGCCAGAUGCAGUCAUUUGGAGAACUCUCCUAGGUGCUUGCAGGAUGCAUAAAAGUGGCAAUCUCGCAGCAUAUGCAGCCAGAGAAAUACUUAAACUGGAGCCUGACGACCAAGGUGCUCGUGUACUGUUGUCAAACACAUAUGCGGAUCUGAGGCAAUGGACAGAUGCUGAGAAGUCAUGGAAAGCGAUGAGGGACCGAGGUAUGAAGAAAGAACCAGGGCGAAGCUGGAUUGAGCUGGAAAAACAUGUCCAUGUGUUCAUUGCUGGGGACUUAUCACACCCAUGCUCUGACACCAUAGUUCAGGAGCUGAACCGGUUGAUCGGAAGGAUCAGCGCUCUUGGUUAUGUUCCACAGACAGAAUUUGUGCUGCAGGACCUCGCAAUCGAGCAGAAGGAAGAUCUGCUGAAAUAUCACAGUGAGAAGAUGGCAAUCGCAUUUGGAACAAUGCAUGCGGUAGGUGGGAAGCCUAUCAGAAUCAUGAAGAACCUGAGGAUCUGUGGUGACUGCCACGCAUUUGCGAAGCUUGUCUCCAAGAGCGAAGGCAGGAUGAUCAUCAUCAGGGACCCUGUUCGGUUCCACCAUUUCCAGGAUGGAGCUUGCUCCUGUGGUGACUACUGGUAGCCAGGUACUGUAUGUUGUAUUGUUGUUCUGUUCCAGAUUGGCCUCAUGUGAUGAGGUUGUGGUUAUUGGUGACACAAGACAACCACAUCUUUGCAAGCAUUCUUUGAUCCUUAUUAUGGAAGUAGAUACAGAAAUGUCCUCUCUGUUCACUAAUGGCCAGAAUUAUCUAGAUGCUGUUUAUUGAAAGAAGAGCUAGAAAAGAAUGUUGUCUUCUAGUCAAAAAGAACAAAGGAAAAAGAAGAUUAAUUAGUAAAAAAAAAGGUAAGUAAAGGGAGCAAACAGAAGUCAUGGCC
Messenger RNA from Sorghum bicolor (sorghum), 2617 nucleotides. Its product is annotated as pentatricopeptide repeat-containing protein At2g03880, mitochondrial. Gene Ontology annotation, molecular function: protein binding; RNA binding; zinc ion binding. The record is from RefSeq and is a predicted model, not a curated record. The transcript has a single exon. NCBI's taxonomy places the organism in Eukaryota, Viridiplantae, Streptophyta, Magnoliopsida, Poales, Poaceae. The coding region runs from base 225 to 2324 and encodes 699 amino acids. Gene Ontology annotation, biological process: RNA modification.